Messenger RNA from Populus euphratica (Euphrates poplar), 1416 nucleotides. RefSeq names its product Metallo-hydrolase/oxidoreductase superfamily protein (gene CPZ). The transcript has 8 exons. The record is from RefSeq and is a predicted model, not a curated record. The coding region runs from base 150 to 1250 and encodes 366 amino acids. Lineage: Eukaryota; Viridiplantae; Streptophyta; Magnoliopsida; Malpighiales; Salicaceae.
AAACGCGCAACUUAUCUUCCAUGAAGCGAGGACUGGUGUUAGAAAUUCAACGACACAACCUCAGGAGGUGGUCUGAAGAUUGAACCAACCACUCAUCCAAAGCCUUUCUAAAACCCUUUCUUUCUUUAUGCGGUCUUCUUGGCCUCAAAAUGCAAAUCUCUAGCCCUUUAUUCUCAUCACCUCACAAUGCUAAAAUCCCGUCACUUUUCCCUUUUCAGCACCUCCCCAGUAUUUUCCAUGGAAAAGGAAAACCCACAACAUUAACAACCCGUAAUUUUCAUUUCCUCCCUCUCAAAAUUAAAAACAAGCCCUUCAUCGUCAAAGCCUCCAGCUUUUUAUCAGAAAUCGGGCGUGCUAUUGAGGAAGAAGAAGACUACAGAAAGGCCCGUGCUGCUGUUAUCCGUAAAGGAAUUGACUUGGGAGGGUAUGCAAUUGAGGGUCUGUCCAUUGGAGGCCAAGAGACUUGUAUAAUUAUACCUGAGUUUAAGUGUGCUUUUGAUAUUGGGAGGUGCCCCACCAGAGCUAUUCACCAGAAUUUUGUCUUCAUCACUCAUGCCCAUCUUGAUCACAUUGGUGGGCUGCCAAUGUAUGUGGCUAGUCGUGGUUUGUACAGCUUAAAGCCUCCAACAAUAUUUGUCCCUCCGUGUAUCAAAGACGAUGUUGAGAAACUAUUUGACAUUCACAGGGCAAUGGGGCAAGUAGAGCUUAAUUUUGAUUUGAUUGCAUUGGAUGUGGGUGAAACAUAUGAAUUGCGGAAUGAUGUUGUGGUCCGGCCAUUCAGAACUCAACAUGUUAUACCCAGUCAGGGUUAUGUCAUCUAUUCGGUGAGGAAAAAAUUGAAGAAACAAUACAUUCAUCUCAAAGGAAAACAAAUAGAGAAAUUGAAGAAGUCUGGUGUUGAGAUUACAGACAUAAUAUUGUCCCCUGAGGUGGCCUUUACUGGAGAUACCACAGCAGAGUACAUGCUUGAUCCGCGUAAUGCAGAUGCGUUGAGGGCAAAAGUUCUAAUAACUGAGGCAACUUUCCUGGAUGAAGAUUUUACCACUGAGCAUGCACGACAGCGUGGCCAUACCCAUCUGUUUGAGAUUAUUGAAAAUGCCAAAUGGAUCCGGAGCAAAGCAAUCUUGUUGACUCAUUUCUCCUCCCGCUACAGUAUAGAGGACAUACGUGAAGCUGUGUUGAAGUUGCAAUCCAGGGUGUCAGCAAAAGUAGUUCCUCUGACAGAAGGUUUCAAAUCAAUGUACUCAUAGUGGAUACGAAAUUGUAGAAAAAUUUGCUAGUCUUUGUAAUUUAUUUGUUAAAUAGUGAGUUCUUUUUAAUCAGGAACUUGAAAUGUGACCUUAUGAUGAUUCAGAGAGAACUAAUCUGUACUUAUCCACUCAUUGGAACCAAUUAAAUUGGUGGUUAUGAGUGCAA